This is a messenger RNA of Saprolegnia diclina VS20, 1248 nucleotides long. RefSeq lists its product as hypothetical. The transcript is spliced from 9 exons. Lineage: Eukaryota; Oomycota; Saprolegniomycetes; Saprolegniales; Saprolegniaceae. Bases 1 to 1248 code for a protein of 415 amino acids. The record is from RefSeq and is a predicted model, not a curated record.
AUGGCCAAGCGGCCCCCCAAGGCCGAGGCGCUGACCUACUGUCGUCAGCUGCGUCCGAUCGUAACACCUCGACAUGCAAUCUCCGCCGAGUUGACUCCUGGCGCAACACGGGCGAAGAAGCUGGGCCCGGCGUGGGACCAAGAACAUACAUCCUCCCAUGAUGCCAGGCGUGCGAUGGGCAGCGUGCGUGCGUCGCCCGUCGACGCUGUCCUCGAGUCCGUCUUCCCGGACCAGAAGUAUCUCUUCCGGUACCGUUCGCUUACGCAAGCAAGGUCGCCUCCUGUUCGCCUCACGCCGCUCUCGUCCCGCCGCGCUCGCUUUCUGACGAAUUACUGCCCCGUGGAGCAAGUCCCACUUCAAGAGCCUUGCGACGUCACUGACAUUCGACUGCUUCUCAACCCGGACCUUGCUGGCCUCUUUGAUCAGGAGCAGCUCCUUCGCGUGCUCGACAUGUCCAUCGACGAGGUAUUUACUCUCGACCAAGCGUGCGGUGCUGCUUCAAAGAGCGUUGUGGCGUACGUCUCGACGUGCUUUAGCCGACUCGUGGCCACAGCCGCGGAGAGCCGACAGCCGGGUGAGACCGGCUCGCUGCCCAGCCUCUUAAAGGAGGCGUGUGUGAUCGGCUCAUUCGUGCCCGGCACGUACGUGCUGCCGCGGCGUGGCCAGCCCAAUGCCGUCUUUAUGGUCGUGGGCGCCAUCAUGAUCUUCCUCGGUGUUGCAGUAUCGUUGCUCGCCGCCGUCGCGCUCGAUUAUUGGUACAACGACAUGCCUGCAGCGUACCUCUCCAUCGUGUCCUUGGGCUUUAUCGCUCUACUGCUCGUGUCGGUGAUCUCGAAACUCCUGAGCGAAAUCACCGACUUCUCCACGGCACGCAAUGCAGACGUCGUAGCAUCGCGCAUCGCAGCGUUUGAUGCGGAUGUGGUCGUUGGUAUCGGAUAUGGCUGCGACGUCGUCUCGGAACUCGUCGCGCGGAGCAAGUGGGCGGGUCCGACGCUGCUGCUGGCGCCCAGAUUUCUGACAACAAUGCUGGGCAAGAAGGUGCUGAUUCAAUCCUGCGGCUGCGCCAUGCCCGUGCAAAUGUCCGCAAAGGCCGCAAAGAUGCUCGACGACUGCCACGAGCGAAGCUACUCACUCCUCGAAAACACCCACUGCGGCAAUAAGCUUUGUGGCUUUGCCUCGGACCGCUUAUUGGAAUCGAUUCUGGCCACUGUGCGCCUUGGCCAGCUUCGACCAGCGCAACAACCGUGA